Molecule: messenger RNA, 1284 nt
Organism: Exophiala aquamarina CBS 119918
Lineage: Eukaryota; Fungi; Ascomycota; Eurotiomycetes; Chaetothyriales; Herpotrichiellaceae
Exons: 1
Coding region: 1-1284 (427 amino acids)
Cellular component (GO): mitochondrion
Molecular function (GO): proline dehydrogenase activity; FAD binding
Source: RefSeq, a predicted model, not a curated record
AUGGCCAAACUAAGACCCUUAUCCUGCCUUCCACUCUCAACAUUAAUACGCUCCUAUACCAUCACCUCCAUAUCUUCGAUCCCGUUCCUCUUGAGCCCAUCAUUGAAUCUUCUAACCUUCCUCACGCGGACCAGUAAUCCGCUUCUCAAUCCUGACCGAAACCCGAUUCUUCACUUCUUUUUGAAGAAAACCUUUUAUGCUCAAUUCUGCGCAGGAGAGACUCCAAGGGAGGUGAGGAGGACCAUCGAAGAGCUGAAGGACACAGGGUAUGAAGGUGUGAUAUUAGGCCACGCCAAAGAGGUGGUCCUUUCCAAGGAGGAGGCCGAGGGUCUGGGAGCAUCAGAAGACGAUGACUCGCAGACAGCAAUUAAUGCACAAGAGAUUGGACAAUGGAAACAGAAUAUCAUCGACACUGUUGAACUCUCCCAGAAGGGUGAUUUUGUGGCCUUAAAAUUCACCGGGGCUGGACGACAAGCUCUCAAGCACCUCAAAGCGACAAUUGCCUGCGCACCUGAAUUUGAAAUGGCCGUACAUGAAAUCUGCAAGAGCGCUGAGCAGAAGGGUGUAAAACUCCUCUUCGAUGCCGAGCAGACCGCUCUUCAAGAGGGUAUUGACAAUUGGACCAUGUACUUUGCGAAAAUCUACAACAAGGAAAAGGCUCUGGUACAUGGUACUUACCAGGCUUAUGCCCAAAAGACGCCCAAAGUACUAGCUAGGCACUUGAACCUGGCGCUUGAGAACAACUUUGUUCUUGGAAUCAAGUUGGUUCGAGGUGCUUACUUGGGUAGUGACCCACGAGAGCUCUUUUGGCCAACCAUUGAAGAGACGCACAAGUGCUAUAACAGUCUUGCGCAGAGUGUGAUUCAACAAAGAUAUAGCGAGAUGUUAGAGCCUAUCGAGAGCGAUUCUUCGAAAUUUCCAAGGGUGAGUCUGGUUCUUGCCACACACAACGCGGAAUCUGUCAGACUGGCCGGCCAGCUCCGUGAUUCGCAGGCCGAGCGUGGCGAGGCACGAAUCGAAUUGGCUUAUGGCCAGCUGAUGGGAAUGGCUGAUAAUGUCAGUUGCCAGGUUGUACAAACUGCAAGGGCAAGAAACGAUUCCCAUGAAGCCAAUGUGGAGGUGCCAAAGGCGUACAAAUAUCUGGUCUGGGGACAGAUGGGAGAGUGUAUGAAAUAUCUUCUUCGUCGAGCUCACGAGAAUCGGGAUGCUGUCACCAGGACAGUCGAGGCCCGGCAAGCACUAGGGCGGGAGUUGGGCAGCAGGAUGUUGUUCUGGCGCAACUAA